AUGGUUGCGGCACCACAGUAUGGUAACUAUGCAGAAAUCCAAGAAACAGGAGUGCGCAAGAGAUGUAAGGUGGAUGGGCAGGAUAUGGAGGUAACUUUCUUUCAAGCUUAUAAUGAUGGCAUGGAUUUUGUGUUCAUCGACAGCCCCAUGUUCCGCAAUUUUGAGAAGAAUAUAUAUAUGGGGGGCCGAGACGAUAUUUUAAAAUGCAUGGGUCUCUUCGGUAAGGCUGCUCUUGAGGUUCCCUUCUGCAAGUAUACCCGGUGCGUUCCUAUGAUCCACAACAUAGCACAUCGGGGCCGUGGACAAGUAUGCGAUUUAUGUUAUGAAGAUCUUCCACAAAACUACUUCAAACUAUAUGACCCAGGAGGUGGAAAACACUUCAAUGUCCUUACGACUGGCCUGAGUGCAGCAGAUCGUGUAGUCACU
This is a messenger RNA of Nelumbo nucifera (sacred lotus), 426 nucleotides long. NCBI's taxonomy places the organism in Eukaryota, Viridiplantae, Streptophyta, Magnoliopsida, Proteales, Nelumbonaceae. The record is from RefSeq and is a predicted model, not a curated record.